ACGGUUACUAAGGAUACACAAAGGCAUCACAUUGAUCAAAAACCGCAACAGCUGAUAUCAGCGGCGCAAUAAGUAUCGGAAUAAAAUGUUUAAUAAAGUUUUAACAAUAAGAGAAGGUGAAUUCACUCGAGUAGUGUAUGGACUGAUAAAAGAUGAACGUUACGAAACAGUUAUCGAAGUCAUUUGCAACAUCAAUGGAGCAUCUUCAACUCGAGCUGGUCUAUCUCUUCUAGGCUACUCCUACUACCAAUCUCAAAAAUAUGUGGAGGCAGCAAAUUGUUACAAGCAGCUUUGUAUCAUCGCAUCAACUGUUCAAAAGUACAGACUCUAUUACGCUCAAGCGUUGUAUCAAAGUGGUAUGUUCGAAGAUGCUGUAAAAGCCUUGGCCGAUGUGGACAGUGCAGAACUAGAGAGUGAAGUACUUCUACUCCAAAGCGCUGUUUUCUAUUCUAAUGAAGAUUAUGCAGAGGCUCAAGCAGCAUUGUCGCAACGUCCAGCUGGACAUCCUAGUACUCUCAAUGAUGAAGGAUGUUUGUUAUAUCAAGCAACCAUGUAUGAUGCUGCCUCGCAGCGAUUCAACUCAGCACUACAAGCUGGUGGUUUCAAUCCGCUUUAUGCAUAUAAUGUUGCUCUUUGUCACUUCAAAAAACGAGAAAAUUCUCAGGCGCUCAACUUCAUAGCUGACAUCGUCGAACGAGGAAUCAGAAAUCACCCUGAACUCGGGAUUGGAGCACAAGCCGAAACCGAUGGAGGCGCUCGAAGUGUUGGUAAUCCACCAGCGUUAUCAUUAUCUGGCCUAACUCAAGCUCUGAAUUUGAAAGCAGCAAUUGAAUAUCAAGAGGCGAACAUUGCUGGAGCACGUGAAGCUCUCAUGGACCUACCACCCCGAGCUGAGCACGAAUUGGAUCCUAUAACUUUACACAAUAUGGCUCUAACUGAUCCAAGUGGCCCAGGAUCUGGUCUGCGACGCCUAGCAUUUCUUUUGGACCUUGGCCCACCAACCUGUCCUCAAGAAACUUUCGCCAACUUACUUUUACUUUGUUGUAGGCAUGAAAUAUAUGAUACAGCAGCUGAUAUUUUAGCUGAACAUGCCCAACUUACGUAUAAAUAUUUAUCACCAUAUCUUUAUGAGUUAUUGGACGCUUUAAUUACUGCUCAAACAUCCAGUGAAGAAGCUGAAAAUAAACUAGGAUUGUUAGCAUCAAGCUUGGCAGGAAAGCUAAGAUCAUUAGCGGCUAAAGUCCAGGACUCAAAAGGAACAACCGAUCAGAACUCAUUGAGAAAUGCUUUAAAGGAGUAUGAAAGUACUUUGGAAAGCUAUUUACCAGUAGUUAUGGCUAGAGCCUGGCUGCCAUGGCGUGAAGAUGAUUUUGCCGGUGCAGAAAGAGAAUUCCGUGCUAGUGCUGAAUUCUGUUCAGAGAAUCCAGUUUGGCGUCUUCAUGCUGCUCACGUUCUAUUCAUGCGAGGCGAUAAGUAUAAAGAGGCGGCAGCGUUUUACGAACCAAUUGUUCGACAAAAUUAUGAUGAUAUCCUUUCCGUCUCAGCAGCUGUGUUGGCGAAUUUAUGUGUAUCUUAUAUUAUGACCUUUCAGAAUGAGGAAGCGGAAGAACUGAUGCGUAAAGUCGAGAAGGCAGAGGAACAGAAAGAGAAUAGCAACGAACCUUGUCUUCAUCUAUGCAUUGUCAAUUUAGUGGUUGGGACAUUGUACUGUGCAAAAUCCAACUACGAGUUUGGCUUAUCUCGUAUAGCUCACGCAUUGGAAGGAGGCUCGGGUACAAGACUUUGCGCAGAUACCUGGCUCCACGUGAAACGAUGUGUUCUCGGACUUCUAACUGGCCUAGCAAAGCAAAGUAUUGUAUUGCAAUCUGCUGCUCUUCAGGAGGUUCAUAAUUUCUUGCAGUCAUGUGAAGUUUAUGGAUUAUUCGUUCCGUCUACACUUUCAACUACUUUGGACGAUGGUACAUCUGAAGCUUUGACGAUUGGAAUUGAAGCACGAAAGUUACGGGUUUUACUCUAUAAAUUAACAGAAUAUGAACAAUAGAUCUUUAUGUAUUCAAUGUUAUUAAGAAAUUUUAAAUUGUACACAAUGUAGACUGGAAAAUCAUUCACAACUUAGUUCCAAUUUUACUA
Hermetia illucens (black soldier fly) is the source of this 2130-nucleotide messenger RNA. It is a transcript of the gene Ttc30, whose product is annotated as tetratricopeptide repeat protein 30 homolog. Gene Ontology annotation, molecular function: intraciliary transport particle B binding; protein binding. The record is from RefSeq and is a predicted model, not a curated record. Lineage: Eukaryota; Metazoa; Arthropoda; Insecta; Diptera; Stratiomyidae. Gene Ontology annotation, cellular component: intraciliary transport particle B; axonemal microtubule. The coding region runs from base 86 to 2041 and encodes 651 amino acids. The transcript has 11 exons. Gene Ontology annotation, biological process: intraciliary transport.